Molecule: messenger RNA, 1047 nt
Organism: Ostertagia ostertagi
Lineage: Eukaryota; Metazoa; Nematoda; Chromadorea; Rhabditida; Trichostrongylidae
Source: the annotation of a GenBank genome assembly
AUGACGACAGCUCCCGCGGCGGCGGCGCGGCAGGCGGCGUUCCAGGAGGCGUUCCGGGCGCUCCCGCCUUUCGCCGGGAAACCGCGCUAUACGCGGCGCUGCCAUCCAUGGCCCUGCUCUAUGGCCAGACCAUGCUCGGGACGCUACAUGAAGCGCGUCGGCGAACAGGAGUUGCAGCGCGGCAUGACUGCCGCCAGCGGCUCAGCCAUCAGUCAGGCGCUGUGGGGACGCGUCAUCGGCAGCCAUGGCCGCUACCGCGACAAUGGCGGCUAUGCCUCGGGGCCGGGUUUCGCCUGGGAUUUCUACGCCUUCCAGAUCGGCAUAGACCUUUAUCGCAAGGAGCAUGCGGACGGCGGCCGCGACCAUGCCGGCCUUUAUAUCGGCGCGGGCCGCGCCGACGGCGACGUCGCCCAUUAUGCGGGCGGCAGGGCUGGUUCAAUGAGCUUUGACGCCUAUACCGUCGGCGCAUACUGGACGCAUUACGGCGCGGCAGGCUGGUAUGUCGACGCAGUGGCCCAGGGCACGUGGUAUGGCGGCAAGGCGUCGUCGGGACGCACCAGCCUGAAGACAGACGGCUUUGGCGCGGCCUUUUCGCUGGAAGCGGGCUAUCCGAUCCAGCUGGGCGACGGCUGGGUGCUGGAGCCGCAGGCGCAGAUCAUCUUGCAGAAGAUCAAUCUGGGCGGCGGUUUUGACGAGACGGCGUUCAUCCGGUUCAGUAACGUCAAUUCGGUGGCCGCCCGCAUUGGCGCGCGCCUGUCGCGGAGCUGGAUCAUGGACACGGACCGCGGGCCCGUGAAGAUGAACGCCUGGCUGCGCGGCAAUGUGUGGAAUGAGUUUGCCGGAACGCCGCGCGCCAAUUUUUCCAGCGAUCUUGGCUACACGCCAUUCCGCUCGGACAUGAAGGGCGCCUGGGCUGACAUCAGCGCCGGCGUCACCGCCCAGUUCAACGCCAACACGGCUCUCUACGCCUCAGCGAGCUAUCAGACCAGCUUCGACGGCCGCCGCAACGGCUGGGGCGGCAAGGCCGGCCUGCGCAUCACCUGGUGA